This is a messenger RNA of Frieseomelitta varia, 3664 nucleotides long. RefSeq names its product transmembrane protein 8B. Gene Ontology annotation, cellular component: plasma membrane. Bases 444 to 2552 code for a protein of 702 amino acids. The record is from RefSeq and is a predicted model, not a curated record. The transcript has 6 exons. NCBI's taxonomy places the organism in Eukaryota, Metazoa, Arthropoda, Insecta, Hymenoptera, Apidae.
AAAGAAGGUUUCGAGUAAGCGUGGUCUGCUCAGCUGAUCGACCCACGUGUUAGAGUUACGCCUCCUCAAUUGCGACACCGUCUCAAUUCUUCGUACGCUCCCGAUUAAGAAGAAAUCUUGGCACAUAAGAAUUCUCUCUCCUUAUCUCUCGAGAUUACCCGAUCUAGUAAAAUCAGGACGUCGAGUCCACAUUCACGUCAAGUAAAAUCCCUCGUUACAAACGUGUGUCUAACCGGUGAAUGGUAGCGCGAAUCUUUUCGCGGUAAACGAUCAAUAAAGAGCUCCCGGGGAUUUUCAGUCUGUUCAGAGCGACCGCGAACGCACUCUCACGUGAGAUCAGGAAUAGCUGUCAGGGUGACCACGUGUCCUUACGAGUAUCCGGAUAUCUUUGCCGAUCAGUCGAAGAAGUAGCUUGUUAUGAGGCGAAUCGCAGGAUCUAUAAUAUGCGAGAUACCGUACUAGCCAUUUCGUUUGCAUGGAUCCUCGCGAUAGAACGAUGCCUGGGCGGCAAAUUGGAACGGUUUGCUCAUCGACCCAACAACGUUCUCGACGACUAUUACGCCUAUCGUCACAUCUCCAUUAUCCACUUCAAUGUCCCGGAUUGCACGGUCACCGCAGGAUUCAAGUUCACUGUAAAAGAAGAAAAGAUCGGAGGGAUAGGUAGAUGCUCGGCUAGAAACGUUUCCGUGUUCCUGAAAUCCGGUAGCUUGCCGUUCGUGCGGCCGGAUGGAUCAAAGAUCGCGGCGAAACUUAUGAAAGGGAGACGACGGUACUAUGCCCUGGACAUGGAAAGCAACGGGGAUGAAUACAUGAUAAGAAUCGACGCACCCGCGCCGGGCGAUUGGUACGCCAUCGCGUUUCGAUCCUGGAGCGAUCCCGACAAUGGGAAGAUCACGCAACAAGGACUCGGAGCAUCGUGCGACACCGUACUGGACGCAGAAUUGCUCUUGGAGUUUGCCUCUAUAAUUUCGCCAAUGGACCCGAAAUUGGAAUACGAGGUGCAUAUGAACGAGAGCGUGGACUCGGCGGUGAUGCAGCUGUUCAUCCCCGACGAGUUCGUGGACUCCAGUUUGUCGUUGAAGUCGACCUGCGGCGAAGAAUGUCGGAUCGCGGUUCACGUGAUCGCGGAGGAUCAUCUGGCAGGAAUGAUAAUGAACACGACGAACGCCACCGUAUUCUUCAAGCCGUAUUCGGACGCGUUUCACUAUGUCACCCUUCGGUUGCUCUCCGGUGAAUCCUCGAACGUGUCCCUGCAGUUUCUCGAUAACUCCGCCGCGCACGACUCGGGCCAAGUGAAGUCCGUGGAUUUGAUGAGGAAGUCGUUGCCCGAUUUCUUCCUCUUCGAUUACGAGCACCUGCGUGGGAACAGUACAAAGCCGUCGGCGUUCAAUCUGACCUCAGACACCUUGUCCGUCCUCAGUUUCGAAAUUGGUCGAGUGUACGACGUCGGCGGGACAUUGACCCUUGGGUUGAAGCUAGUCGACGUGAAAGAGAAAGAGAAAAAGAGCAUUAUUGUGAUCGCGUGCAUUUCAUUAGGCUAUUACUCGAACAUUACUGCCGGCGGAGGCUGCACUCGUAUGGAGAACACGACAGCUGCGGACAUUUACGUGAACUACACAGGUCCAGCCACCCUUCACAUUCCAUUCCCGGAACCAGGAAUCUGGCACAUAAGUCUGAGAGCGUUCUGCUUGGAAGAAAACUGCCAUUGUGCCGCAACCUGCCUGAACGGGACCGCCUGCGAGGACUGCGACUGCAUGAACCCCUGCAACACCAAGGUGGAGAGCCGUAUCUCUUCUUUACCUUGCAUCGAAGGUCGCUGCAACUCUCACGGCAAGUGUAUGCAUUACAUGAGCGGCGGCUUUGUGUUCGCCGCGUGUCACUGUUCAGGCGCUUACAGAGGCUUCGACUGCGCGGACGACACGUAUGUCCUCAGCAACAGCGACAUAAUAGUCCGGGUGCUGUUGCUAACGUUCAGCAACCUGGCGUUCAUCGGCUCCGUUUACGUGGCCGUUCGUCGGGAAUAUUUCACGGAAGCGAUCGUUUACGCUGCCGUGAUGUUUUUCUCGACGUUCUAUCAUGCCUGCGAGGCCGGCGAGGACGUGUACAGCGUGUGCAUCAUGAGACUGAGCGUUUUGCAGUUCUGCGACUUCUUCAACGCGCUCUUGUCCAUUUGGGUGACGCUGGUAGCAAUGGCAUCGUUCGGGCCGAAGCUCACCGCUUUCUGUCAGAUAACCGGAGCCGUCAUCCUCGCUAUGAGCGCCGAAAUGGAUCGGACAGCCCUUUGGGUGUUUCUUCUGCCAGCUAUAACCGGCUCUGCGCUCAUCGGCCUGUCCUGGGGCAUGAGGUGCAAAAGGAGAGGGACGGUUCGCUAUCCGUCGCGUCCUUACAGAAGCAUUUAUUUUCCGGCUGGUCUACUUCUAGUUUCCCUCGGUCUCGUUUGUUACGCCUUUCUGCAGACAAGAAGGAAUUACUAUAUCGUGCACAGUUUCUGGCACGUGUGCGUCGCUAUAGGAGCUAUACUCCUUCUACCGAAGCGGCAAUACAUGAAAUGAUUGUUAUAUAAAAAUACGUUGUCUCGUACGUGAAAUGAAUGUUAUUGAGAGAGAGAGAGAGAGAGAGAGAAAAAAGAAAGUGUUAUCGUCUCUCGAGGAGAGACUCUCGUUGCCAAUUUAAUGAAAGAAACAGGUACAAAACAGAAUAUUUGUAGCAAUCGACGGUGCUCGUAGGCGACGAUACAUCGAACGUAAUAUAUUAUAAUAUAAUUAUUCAGAGAUCUUAUUCUUGUAAAAGUCGAGUAAUAUUUACAAAAUAGGUAAUUGUUCAACUAUCAAAUGCAUGUUGUCAAGCAAUAUGAAUUUCACGAAAGUAUUAAUUGUAUCGAUGUUAUCUGUCGUUACACUUAAUUAUCGCGCAAUUAGAUAGCUCGAGACAUGUUUUUUUCUUGAAAAUAUUACGCUUGAAAAUAUUGCUUGCGUUUGUUGAAUUUAUUGAUGUAUUUACUAAAUCGAUAUCGCUUUGACAAUGCGUUCAACGAAGAUUUAUGUAGAUUUAAGUAUUUCGCUUAAGGACCAAAGAACUUCUAGGAUAGAAUAUAACAGAGAAAGCCACUAUUUUUUUCGUCAAAAAAAAAAAUGAAAUUGCAUUUUGGUAACGUGAAUUGUAUCAUAGUGCAUCUAUCUAAUUAACAAAUGAACUCGUCGAGAAUUCUCUCGAUGCUUGUUAUGUUCCAAUUCGAAUAUAUAUCGACGGCUCGAUAUCAAUGUCUAACAUUAUUAUUGUGAUUUUAGAAUAUUCACAUUAAUUCUCUCGUCUUAGGAAUCAAAACCCUCGCACGCGAGUCACAUAUGUAUAUUUUAAUGGAAGAAAAGAACUCUAUUUAUAUACGCUCUGAAAGAUAUUGUAUCUAGAGAUAGAUACAGUGUGCAGCAACUCAGUUGUACACUGAGAGAUAAGAAAUCGUUACGCCGUGUAACUCCGUACGGUCCUGUUUUGUCUUACACGAAGAUCGUGUAAACUGACAAGAGUGUACGCCGAAGGAAAGUAUAUACGCUAAACUGCGCGAACCAACGACUCCCGUCAGCACUCUUUGCGUGGGAAACAAUUUCACUUUUCUUGGUUCGCACGUGUGUAAAAUCAAAUAAACGUGAAACGAGAUCUGUUGCAA